This is a messenger RNA of Elgaria multicarinata webbii, 4188 nucleotides long. RefSeq names its product C2 calcium dependent domain containing 6 (gene CATSPERT). NCBI's taxonomy places the organism in Eukaryota, Metazoa, Chordata, Lepidosauria, Squamata, Anguidae. The record is from RefSeq and is a predicted model, not a curated record. The transcript has 14 exons. Bases 183 to 4100 code for a protein of 1305 amino acids.
GAACUCAGAAGGCAUGUGAAGAGACAACAUCUCACAUAUCCACUGACGUGCAUAAUUUAAUUCCUUGUGGUGAUGUGGCUGGCUUGCUGGGAGUUAGUGUGAAGCAGUGCAAAGAUUUCACCCCCAAAUUCAAUAUUAAACGUGACACCUACUUGCUGAUCCGCAUUAGUAUUGAUAAAAUCAUGAAAUGCACAAAUCCUCAAGUUUACAGAGCACAUGUAAAGAGCAGCAAAAGGACGAAUGCGAUUUAUUUCGGAGAUGUGAGAUAUUUUUCUGUAAAGGUUCCAAAGCGGAAAAGUGAUCCUAGGAAUAGGAUUGUUUUAGAACUGGUGAGCUUUGAAGGUCCCAAAGACUUUCCGAGGCUGUUUGGAAACGUAACUAUGCACCUUUAUGAAGUCAUUCAGAAGCAGUCCUUCACUGAAAUUUGUGCUAUGAGAAUUAGAAAUAUGGUUUUCUGCACUGUAGAGGUGGAAUUUAUGUUCUGCUAUGGAAGUCUUGGAUAUGGAUAUUCACAUCAGCUGAAACUGCCAGGUGUAGAUCCUGCCAAGGCUGUGGAAUAUUCCAUGUUUCUGAGGGUUCCCCCACCAGAAGACAGAAAAGAUGCCACAAGCAAUGUCAUCAAACCACAGCGCAUGGAUUAUCCUGCAUUCUUAUCUCCAGACCUAAAUGUUACUGUCGGGAAUGUUGAGUUGGACAGUCCUAAGGAAAGUUCAGAACACUUCAGAAGCCUUCAGAGAGCUUUGAAACAGCCGCCCCAAGAGAGGCUGGAAAGAAUGAAAAACGAAUACCGGAAUCUGAAAACAUGGCGGGAAAAGGCAGAUUAUUUAGACCAACUGAUCUUAAAAAGGGGACCAAAAAUAACACCUGGUCAAACAAAGGUGUCUCGAUUCAGAGAAAUUGUUGGGAGGAUACAUCACCCUCUUGUUCAACAAAAUACAAUUUCUUCCACAGGUUUAGUGAAUAUUCAUGUUUUCAUAUUCAUAUCUUGGGUGGAGGGUGGAAGGGAGACAGUAAUUAAGGAAGAAGAAAAACCUGCUGAAAUUCAGCUAGAUUCAGUGGAUGAACCAGUAGAGCAAUGGCCUUGGAAAUUGGUCGGGUUCCAAGAAGCUGUUUUUAGCCGAAACAAGUUUGAACCAUUCUUGAGACGUGUUUGUAAAGUACAACCACCUCCAUUUCGUACAGGCAAAGGAGAUGUUUUCAGUCAUUUGGAAAAAAAAAUUUCAGCGACUGAUAUCAAAGAACAGGAAGAUCAAGAUCCACCUCAUGAGCUGUCUUUGACUAAAGCAAACAGUUAUUCAGACUAUCGACCAAUCAAAAGUGGUGAACAGCUGUCUAUACUAAGACUCAUAGAAAAGAAAAUGGAUUUAGAAGACGAAGACCAAAAACCUGCCAUGCAAGACAAAGAUGAACUACCUGGUUUUUCUCAGAAGCGAUCAGGAGAUAAACUAUCAGAAGCAGAAACAAAAGAGGUCCAGAUAUAUUUUCAAAAGUCUCUUGAAACCGUUCUUGUUGAUAAACUUGUAAAAGUAGUAGCACUGAAAUCACUGUUAAGUGACAAUAUUGAAAACCUAGUUGUGAAGAGACUCUCAGAAACAGAAAUAUCCCAAGAAUUAGAAGACAGCAAUUUGCCAAGUGAUAGGGAGAAACAUUUAUCCAAGGAAAGAAAACCUAGUUCCAGCGAGAAGAUUUCAGAAUCAGACCUAAGAAAGCUGAAAGAUGUUGUGAGUGAAAACUUGCAAACUCGUCUAAUAAAGAAAUUGUCUGAACAGGGAAUAAUCCCAGAUAUGGAGUUAGCUGAGAAAGACCAGAAGGUUUCUCUUCCAAGUUCAAGUGAUUCGUUUGAGAGAAGGAAAAGUUUAUUCGAGGAAACUGAAAUAUUUACACUGAAAUCACUAAGUAGCAGUCAAUUAGGAAACAUUUCUAAAACUGAAUCCAAGCAGCAUAGUAAAGAAAGUAGCCAUGAAAAACAGCCAAUAGUUACAGAGAAAGGUUUCUCCGAAAGCAAAAUAGAUUCUGAUAGAGAGUCUAUUUUACCUGUUAAAAGCCAAGAUGGUUCAACAGACUUAAGACAUGAACACUCCAAACAAUCACUAGAAAUAAUUAGAGUAACAUUGCCAUUGAGCACAGAAACAGAUAUUAAGCAGCAACUUGCCAGUCAUGACAUUCUCCUUGAAAGAGUUUUAAAAGCAGAAAUAACAAGUUUAAAAACUUUUUUAAGCAAAGGGCUCCAGGAUCACCUUAAAGAUAAACUUACAGAAACUGGAUUAAGUACAGAAGAUUUUGAAACAGUGUGCCGGAAGUUGUCCUUGAACAUGAAAAGGGAACAUACUAAAGAAAGCCUUGCUGAAGAGACACCUGCACUAAGUGAAAGUGUUCAAAAUCUCUUUGAAGCACUUUCAGAAAGUGAAAUUGCCAAUCUGAAGUUUGCAUUGAAUAAGAAGAUCUAUGACCAUCUUUCAGAAAGGCUUUCAGAAAUAGGACUGAUCACAGAGGAGGAGUUAAGUAAGAUACUUGAAAAAUGGUUUCCAGUUGUGAUGAAAGAAACAUCACCAACGGCAGUUAAAGCCUCAGAUUUACCCAAUGAAGGACAAAGUGUGCAUUCACCAUCCUCCUUAACUCAAAACCUGCAAGAUAGGUUUUCAGAUGAAGAACUACAAAAUCUAAAGUGUCUCCUAAGCAGGCUUCUGAAAGAAGGCCAAAGACACAAGCUUUCAGAAUCAGAAGUAAAAGGUUUAACAUCAGUUUUUCAGAAAAGUUCUGUGAAUCUUUCCAAUCAAAGCAGUUCUGAAACUGGAAUAAGCAAAGGAGUGGAGAUAAAGGAUAAAUGCCACAGUCUUAUAACUUUGCCAAGUGGUGAAGAACGUUCAGAAGUUAGUAACGUAGCUGUAUUCGACAGUGAGAAAAGUCGUUCAAAGGAAAGUCUUCAUGAAAUUUCAACAGGUGAGAAAUAUCGUGUAAGAGGAGAAAAUCCAGACCAUGCUGAAAACAGUAUUUUUGAAGUAGAAACCAAGAACCAAGAAACUCAGACCAUGUAUCUUACAAAAAAAGCAAAACAUAGUUCUAAAAGGGAAUGUCACAGGUUGCCAGGUUACCCUGAAAAUCUGGAGAUGCUAAAUUUAAGGAGAGGAUCGUUUGAAGCAGGAUUAAAAAGCAAACCCCCUGAUGAACCUUCGAAGAGAAUCUCAGAACCAUUUGCCUUUUCAUCUUUUUUGAGUGCACACGAUAUUGGUAUACAAACUGAAAUAAAAAACUAUCUCUCCAAGCCUCCAAAUUACCUUUCCAAGCCUUCCUUUCCAGUAAACCCUGAGACAUUUCGCUUUUUACACUCAGAGUCCGAGGAAGAAGCAAAGCCAGCAAGCAAACAUCAUGAAAAGUCAAAAAGCAGGAGGAAAACUGACAAAAAGGACACCGUAUCACACCAUCCACAGCAAACAAUGACACACACACAUAACAAGAAGGAAAGGACAAAUAAUGGAAACGUAGCUAAGGAGUGUUUAAAAUGUAAAAAACAUGGUGAACCACCUCCUUCAAAAAUUAGCACGACCGAAAACAAGAAGGAUUUAAAAACAAUAGCAUCCUCAACUGGUGUGGGAAAGGAAAGCCUGAAGCAGAAAGCUGAGAAGAAACGCGAUAAUGAGGUGAAACCCAAAAAAUCCCUUAGCAAGACUGCUGCCCUGUCUGAUCCACAGCUACAAAACCGGUCCAAAAAUCUUCAGGAAAAAUCAUCUGCAACAACGAUCCCACCUUAUGGACGUACAAAAGGAAAUACUUUGACUCUUGCAGGCACAGAGGAUUUAGAUGUGGAAGCUUUCAAGCACCUUGAAAAAGCAAUAGAAAGAGCUCUUAUCGAUUUAGGAGGAGUUUCAGAAAGCAGCUCCAGCCAUGGAAGACCGAGCACAGUUCCAAGUGCUGUUGCUCUCGCAUCUAAAGAUUCAUCCAGACCAUUUUCCUCUGCAGUUGAGACUCCGAAAAAUCAAGCAGGCUUAAUAUCUGAAAUGCUUAACAAUCAGGAACGGAUUUUAAAAAUGACACCUGAACAAUUGGCGAUAGUACUUCGGGUUCUCCAGAAGGUAUUGAAGCAGAACACAAGCCCAAAAUAAUGGAUGAAUGGAAACCAUCUGUGCCUAAACCAGCUAUGUGUGUGCUUUUGUGUUACUAUUUCCCCCUAGCUGUAAUGAAAAAUAAAAC